Arabidopsis thaliana (thale cress) is the source of this 1423-nucleotide messenger RNA. It is a transcript of the gene RHA1, whose product is annotated as Ras small GTP-binding family protein. Gene Ontology annotation, molecular function: GTPase activity; GTP binding. Gene Ontology annotation, cellular component: endosome membrane. The coding region runs from base 407 to 1033 and encodes 208 amino acids. Lineage: Eukaryota; Viridiplantae; Streptophyta; Magnoliopsida; Brassicales; Brassicaceae. The record is from RefSeq and is marked reviewed. The transcript has 7 exons. Gene Ontology annotation, biological process: vacuolar transport.
GCCGUAUAAAAAAGUUGUUUCUUUCUUCUCUGUUUUUUUGCUUUCGUCUUCAAGAGAGAGAGAGAGAGAGAUACAAAGAGAGAAAUUUGGUUGUUUGUUGACGGAAGCUUCUUCGGUCUCUCUUCUCCGUCUUACGAUUGUCAACGCGUGGUUCCAUCUUCAAUUUUGUUUCUAUUUUAGCAGAAGUUUCUCGAGCUUCAAAUACUGUUUCAGAUCAAUCAAUCAGUCAAUCAUGGCUAGCUCUGGAAACAAGAACAUCAACGCCAAAUUGGUCAGUUUAAUUCUUCUGGAUUUUGCUUAUCCUUUGAAGGAUGAUCGUCAAUUUUGAUUAGAUCGUUGAUUUCGAUGAGUUAGUUCUGUUUCCAAUUUGGGGAAUUUUCAACCAAAUUCUCUGAUCUGAAAUUGGAUGAUUGUGAUCGAAUUAGAAAUCGCAUGGUUUAUCAGUAUAAAACUAGGGUUUGGAGUAAAGGUAUUACUAGGAGAUGUUGGAGCUGGAAAAUCAAGUCUUGUGCUACGGUUUGUGAAAGAUCAGUUUGUUGAAUUUCAGGAAUCAACCAUUGGUGCAGCUUUUUUCUCUCAAACAUUGGCUGUGAAUGAUGCGACUGUGAAGUUUGAGAUAUGGGAUACAGCUGGUCAGGAACGAUACCACAGUUUGGCUCCAAUGUACUACAGGGGUGCAGCUGCUGCUAUUAUUGUCUUUGACAUUACUAAUCAAGCCUCAUUUGAGAGGGCGAAGAAAUGGGUUCAGGAACUGCAGGCACAAGGUAACCCUAAUAUGGUGAUGGCUCUUGCUGGAAACAAAGCUGAUUUAUUAGACGCAAGGAAGGUGUCUGCAGAGGAGGCAGAGAUAUAUGCUCAAGAGAACAGCCUUUUCUUUAUGGAAACCUCAGCGAAGACCGCAACAAAUGUCAAAGACAUAUUCUACGAAAUAGCGAAAAGGCUACCACGUGUACAGCCAGCUGAAAACCCGACAGGAAUGGUUCUCCCAAACGGGCCAGGGGCUACGGCAGUGAGUUCAUCGUGUUGUGCUUAGAUUCGUACCUGAAGAGAGAUCUCAUUUGGUUAGUCACAUAGUAGAGAACAUCUGGACUUUCAUGUGUUUGCUUCUUCUUCGUCUUUGUUACUUUACUUUGCUUGCAUUGACAACAACAACAGUGUAUAUCAUGAUGAUACUUAUUCUGCCUUUGUGAAAUCUGAAGAUAUUUGUAUUUGGAGAGAUUUAUAUAUAUAUAUCUCUUUUGUAAUUAGAAAACAAAACUUAGUCCGAAAAAAAUGUGCUUAUCUUUCGUUUAUGUUUUAAGUGAAUGCUCAGAUUUAUAGGCUUAUUAUCUUUUGUAUUACUUAAAUCUCCAAAAUGUUUUUUCCAUUGUUGGAAUGCUGUAAUAUGAAUGUAUAUAUCAAUAAAAGAAACACCUUUGAAAAA